Lactuca virosa is the source of this 1580-nucleotide messenger RNA. NCBI's taxonomy places the organism in Eukaryota, Viridiplantae, Streptophyta, Magnoliopsida, Asterales, Asteraceae. The record is from the annotation of a GenBank genome assembly.
AUGGAAGUGGUGUCAGUUUUAAUCACGCUAUUACUUCUCCCUGCCUUCUUCCUCAUCAUUCUAUACAAACUUACAAGCUUUCUUUCCAAAACCGUCCACCGUCUGCCACCAGGACCGCCCGGACUUCCUAUAAUCGGAAACCUGCAUCAGCUCGACACCUCCAACCUAUCAGGCCACCUAUGGCGUCUCUCCAAACGUUAUGGCCCUUUAAUGUCCCUGCGCCUUGGUCUCAUCCAGACCCUCGUUGUUUCCUCUGCUGAAAUGGCCAAACAAGUCUUGAAAACCGAAGAUUUGGUUUUCUGCACGAGGCCUCUGUUCACAGGCACGAAAAAGAUCUCGUACAACAAUAAAGAUGUAGCUUGGUCACCUUACAAUGAGUAUUGGAGAGAAAUGAGAAAGAUUUGUAACGUUCAUUUAUUCUCUUUGAAACAAGUGAACUCGUUUUGUUUUGUUCGUGAAGAGGAAGUAUUCACUAUGAUUGAUACUAUUAAGAAUCGAAUUUCGAUCAAACAAGAAGUGAUCAAUUUAAGUGAAAUUGUGAUGAUUCUGAUGAGUAAUAUUGUUUAUAGGGUAGCUUUUGGGAAGAGGCCAUAUGUUUACGAUGAUGAACAGAAAGAAGUGAGACGAUUUCAUGAGCUUUUGCUAGAGUGUCAAGCUUUGCUUGUUAACUUUUAUUAUAGAGAUUAUUUUCCAUUCAUGGGGUGGCUUGAUAAACUGAAUGGAAGCAUGUCUAGACUCGAAAAGAAUUUCAAAGACAUGGAUGAGUGCUAUCAAGAUCUCAUCGAUGAGCAUCUAAAUCGAAACAGGCCAAAUGAAAUGCAAAAAGAUAUGGUUGAUAUCUUGCUAAAACUCAAACAAAACUCAGAUUCCUCCAUGAAUCUAACCUUUGAUAACAUCAAAGCUGUGCUCAUGAAUAUCUUGAUAGGUGGGACAGAAACAGGCGCUGCGGUAGUAGUGUGGACGAUGACUUUGCUGAUCAAGAACCCUAAAUGUUUAAAGAAAGUUCAACAAGAAGUGAGGAAUGCAAUCGGGGACAAAGGGAAAGUACAUGAAGAUGAUCUUUAUAAGCUCGACUAUCUGAAAGCAGUAAUCAAAGAGACAUAUAGAUUGUACCCAGUUGCACCCCUUUUAGUCCCACGUGAAUCGAGAGAUCGAUGUAUUCUAGAUGGAUACGAGAUACCAAAGAAGACUCUGGUGUACGUGAACGCUUGGGCAGUGGGGAGAGACCCGAAAUGUUGGGAAAACCCCAAAGAGUUCGACCCAGAGAGGUUCAUGGGAAGUAGCGUUGAUUACAAAGGAAAUGAUUUUGAGCUGAUUCCGUUUGGUUCUGGUCGGAGAGGGUGUCCGGGGAUGACUAUGGGAGCUGUGAUGGUAGAGCUGGCUCUAUCGAAUCUUGUUUACUCGUUUGAUUGGGAAGUGCCGGAGGGGACGAAGGAGAUUACUACUUUGGCAACAGUUGGAACUGUUUCACAUAAGAAGGAUGCGCUUCGAUUGGUGGGUAAAGUCGUUUACGAUCAUGUUCAUGGCUGCUGCGAGAAUUGACUGGAUUUGAUCAUUGCUGGUCUCGUGUGACUGUGUGA